AUGGCUUCGAGAAGAAAGAAUCGAAUUUCACCUUCAACACCAGAGGUCAUCGACCUCGAUUCUUUCCGCUCAUACGGCAAGCGAAGCAUCUCCCUCGUCAUCGACCUUUCUGAUGAAGAAGACGACAUUAAGAUCCUCGAUUUCAUUCCCAAGCAUACUCCGGUAAGAAAACGUAAGAGAAAUUUCGAAAAAGGCGAGUCUUCAAAUUCAAGUAACAUUCCAUUCGCUUGCGAAAUCUGCACAGAAACUAAAACAAUGAAGGAAGCAUUCUACAUCAGCGGCGGAUGCUCUCAUGCCUAUUGCUCUGAAUGCGUGGCUAAUUACAUCGGUUUCAAGCUUGAAGAUAACAUCGUAAACAUCUCAUGUCCAGUUCCCGAAUGCAAAGCUACUUUAGAAGCGCAGUUUUGCCGUUCAAUUCUUCCGGCCGAGGUUUUUGAAAAGUGGAGUAAAGCAUUGUGCGAGGCUUUGUUUAAUGUUUCACAGAAAUUCUAUUGUCCCUUUGCAGACUGUUCGGCUCUUCUGAUUAAUGAUGAAACGGAGGCAGUUACAAAUUCGGAAUGCCCUAACUGUAAUAGAAUGUUCUGUGCACAAUGUAAGGUUCCUUGGCAUGAUGGAAUGGAAUGCAGCGAGUUCCAGAAGCUGAACGCGGGCGAGAGGGAGAAAGAAGAUAUUAUGUUGAUGCGCCUUGCACAGAAUAUGCACUGGAAGCGAUGCCCUAAGUGCAAAAUUUAUGUUGCAAAAAUAUCGGGCUGCAAUGACGUGAUAUGCAGGUGUCGAUGUAGUUUUUGUUACAAUUGUGGAGGUGCCUACACUGCUAGCGGCUGCAAUUGUAAGAAAUUCAGUAAUGAGGAGGAAGAGGAGGAGGAGGUAUAA
Messenger RNA from Vicia faba (fava bean), 873 nucleotides. NCBI's taxonomy places the organism in Eukaryota, Viridiplantae, Streptophyta, Magnoliopsida, Fabales, Fabaceae. The record is from the annotation of a GenBank genome assembly.